AAAAUCUGGAGAUAUCGCCCGGGCUACGCUCUAGUUCAGACCUAUUUCGCAUAACGGCAUAACACCUACUUUCUCCUCCACAGCACCCCAGACUGCCCACUUGCCCAGCCCUCUGCCCUCACUGAUUCACCGUCACCGGCCCUUAGUUCCACCACCGUCACCUUCUCACAGGUCUUCCAUCUUCACCGGCUCUGUGACUCACCUCACCGCGCGCCCACUACGACGUAGUCUACGAGAAGCUGAACUGCUGACGCUCCGCCGGACCGCAUCUCACCACUCACCAACUCCGUCGCCGUCUUACUCUACAAGGAGAAGGAGACGUUCAGCGGUUCAGAUCAUCUUAAAGAAAAGUAUUUACUUUCAAGUUGGAUAAGGGGAAGCACAUCAGCACUGCAUUUUUGGAACUGCAAUUAGCCUCUUUGGGAUUCCUGAGGAGGCCACCAUGCGUCGUCAGUUUGGACAAUUAUUUAUCAUUUGUCGGGGAGUUAUUCAACAAGAUUUCAAAUGUAAGUUAGGGGCAGUAGUACCCCAGUAUCAAUUUCUAAAUUCUAGUCAUAUUUUCCCUCCAUGUUUUUCCUCCAACCUGGUCAAGUUCCGUAAUUUCAACCUUGAAGAAGACCCAGUAUACAAUCAAGAAAUAGAGCUCCAUGAAGUACAUAAAAUUUUUGAAGAGCAACCAGUGCACAUUGAUAACGCUGGUCUCAGGGUUCAUAAUUUGCUAAAAGAAUUCUCAAAUAGCUUAAAUGAAGAUCUUAUUCAAGCUCUUGAUAAUUGUGGACUAUCUCUAAGUGAGGAUUUGGUGCUUGAUGUGCUUAGACGAUUUCUCUCAGAUUGGAAAUCCGCAUUUCAGUUCUUCAGAUGGGUGUCUAAUAAUCCAAGUGGGUAUUUUCCAGGAUCAAGGGCUUACAAUGAAAUGCUUGGAAUAUUGGGCAAGGCUAAGCGGUUUCAGGAACUCAAUCAAAUGUUCGAUGAAAUGUCCGAGAGAGGAACCAUGAAUGAAAGGUCAUAUGGGAUUAUUGUUCAUAGGUAUGCUGCUGCUCAUAAGAUAGAUGAUGCAAUUGACUUCUUCAGUAAGAGAAAGCAGUAUGGGCUUCCACUUGAUUUAAUUGCUUUCCAAACACUUUUGAUGUCUUUGUGCCGGUACAAACAUGUUGAGGCUGCUGAAUUUUUGUUCCAUUCGAAGAAAGGUGAGUUUCAGUAUGAUACCAAGACUUGGAAUAUUAUCCUUAAUGGAUGGUGUUUGCUAGGCAGUUUACGCGAAACAAAGAGAUUUUGGAACGAAAUAAUUCGGUCUAGGUGUAAACCAGACAAAAUUACUUAUGGGAUUUUCAUAAACGCACUAUGCAAGUCUGGGAAAAUUAGUACAGCGGUGAAAUUGUUACAUGGUAUGUGGGAGAAGGGUUGCACCCCAGACGUGGUAAUUUGCAACAAUAUCAUUGACGGGCUGUGUUUUAAGAAGAGGAUUCCUGAGGCCAUUAGGAUACUGAGGGAGAUGAAUGAGAAAGAUUGUGAGCCUGAUGUGGUGACUUACAACUGUCUUAUUAAGCACUUGUGUAAGAUUCAGAGGAUGGAGGUUGUCUUUCAGUUCUUGGGUGAAAUGGAGUCGAAGGGAGGAAAUGUUUCUCCAAAUUCUAGGACUUAUUGUCACUUGUUGACAUCUACGAAAAAACCAGAGGAAGUUGAGAGUUUGCUCGAAAGAAUGAAAUCAAAUGGAUGCCUGAUGACAGGAGAUUUGUAUAAUUUGCUACUGAAGUUGUAUAUGAAUUGGGGUUGUGAGAAACAAGUUCAAUCAAUUUGGGAUGAAAUGUUGAGAGACGGUAUGGGACCUGAUCAACGAUCUUACACGGUUAUGAUCCAUGGGCGGUAUGACCAAGGGAGAAUGGAAGAUGCUUUGGAUUAUGUCGAAGAAAUGAUGUCGAAGGGAAUGGUGCUAGAACCGAGAACGAAAUUGUUGGUUGAUUCCAUGAAAAUCAAGAUGAAGGAGAAAGGUACGCAAGAUACCAGCAAUACUCGCUUGUACAUGCGCAUAGGAGAGAGAAAGUGAAUUUAUCGUUCUCUCGUGGAUGAAACUGUACCAAUGCUGAACAUUUUCUUAAGUAGCGUAUGAUCUUCUUCUGAUUUAUUUAGGCGUGUCUCUUUGUGUUAAACUGGAGCUUAGGUGCCAUUGUGCCAACAGGUAUUGUUUGAGCUCCCUUCAAAUUUUGGUCCCCCAGAAAGGAUUACUCCGUACAUUUUACUCCUUAUUCUUCGUCUUCUUAUCAACCGUAAAUCUAAGUGAAAUUUGUCAAAAUCACCUUUUAAAGAGAGAUUUUGUGCGAAAUCACCUUUCAUAAAAAAUAUUGCUGGGAAAAAAUCCGACUUUGUUUUUUUCGGAUUAUGAUGUUUGACUCGAUUUUCGGCGUUGAUGGUGCACAUGGAUUUGUUAAAACAUUUUUUCGAAAAUUUGUCAGAAAUUACCUUUUAUAAGAGAGAUUUUAUGAGAAUAACAUUUUAAAAGAAACGGUUUUUUGAUAUUUACCGCCUAUUAAGUUCCAUAUUUUUGGUUUUUACCACAUUAUAAGUUGAAAUUUCACAUAUACCACCUAAAUUUUAUCAAACAUUUUACAUUAACCACCACUUAACAGAGGUCCCACUCACUAACUUCAUUGAUUUCCCUCCUUUUUCACGAUUUUAGUUUCAUUCACUUGUUCCUCAUCUUUUUCCCUGUUUCUCUGGAUGCCAAAUUCUCAAAUUCUCAAAAAAGAAAGAAAAAGAAAUCUAAGUUUCAUUGAGAUUAUACUCCCUCCGUCCCGGAAUACUUGACCUGUUUUCCUUAUCGGGCCGUCCCUUAAUACUUGACCUGUUUCUAAAAAUGGAAAUAUUCUAACAAUAUUAUAUUAUUUCUCACUCCACCCCUAUUAACCCACCUACCCCCUACUCCAUACAAAAACUAAUUAAAAAUUCAACCCCUACUCUCCCCCAACCCCACCUCUUAACCCACCUCCCACUAACUACAUUAAAAUAAUACCCCACUAUCAACUACUACCUAUUAAAUUAAAUAAGUCAAUUCAAGUCCCUUAAACUCUGUGGCGGUCAAACCGGGUCGAGUAUUCCGGGACGGAGGGAGUAUUAGUUACAGAAUCGAGCAUACUUUAUGUAAUCAUCAUCAUCAUCAGUUUGUCUAAUUAACAGGUAUGAAUUCUCAAAUGUUCUUCUUAAAUCUAGGGUUCAUAUGGAAAAUCAGGGAUUUUUUUGUUCACUUUAUUGUUGAAAUAGUUCGUAGAUAUAAUCAAGUUAAUCCAUGAUAAACUAACUGAGAUUGUUAAUCUGUCUGAUAAAAUGGUAUAGUUCUCAUUUUUUCGUCUUAUUAAAUUUAGGGUUCAUAUAGAAAUUGAAUUAGGGCUUUUCAGAUUUUCUCUUAAUUGUUGAAAUUGUUGGUAGAUAGCAUUAAUUUACACUAUGAUGAACUAACUGAAAUUGUUAAGUGUUGUUGGAUUGUUAGGAAAUGACUCCAUACUCUAAGUUAAGAGAUAAGUGUGGAUAUGAAGUUGCAAAGCUUACCUCUUGGACCAGAGAAAAUUCGGGGCGCAAAUUUGUGGCUUGCAAGUUGUAGGCGCAAUCCAGGGCUUGGUGCUUUAUAGAUUGACUAGAAAUUGUGUAAAGUAAUAUACUGAUUUUUCAUCUUUAACCAUAUGUUUUAAGGGUCUUUUAGAGGCUUUUAAAGGUUCUGUGCCAAAAACUGAAACGAGGUAUUGCGUGAGACACAUUUGGGCGUACUUUAAGCUUCGAUUCUCAAGUACCUUGUUCAAAGACCUGUUCUGGAAUGCAGCCGCAAGGGACACUACUACGGUACAUGUGUUGCUUAAUUUAUAAGCUAUUUGUCGAGUACCCAACAUGGCUAAAAUCUGAAAAGUUUAGUAUUCCAGUGCAGUUUUGUGUUGUUCAUUAUUACUUCUAACUAAUUCUGAAAAUUGCUGAUAUAUGCUAGCUAUAUAACUCAAAUAUCUUAGAUUAGUUCAGUUUAUUCUGUUGAGAAGAUUAGUUGAGUUGUUCUGAUCAGUUAAUCUGGUCAGUUAUGUUCAGUUGUUCAGUUCAGUUUAGUUAAUCUGGCCAGUUAUGUUCAGUUGUCAGUUGUUUCAGAUUAGUUCAGUUCUGACCAGUCUUGUUAAUCUGGUCUGAUGUUUUGUUGCUAUAACUAUUGAACUUCUACUGUUUCUCUGUAGUUUCCCGAGUGUCAAGUAUCCGAUACGGCAAAACUAACCUAAUUAACCUAUAUAUGCAUAAUCAACUAACCUAAGUAACUUGGUGUAAUAUACUGAUUUUUGAACUUCAACUUCUAUGCCUAGUUAGAUUUUGAUGUUGCAAUUGAGUCCAUUCGGUUUUUGAGCAAGGAAGCAUAUGAAUAUCUUGAUGACAUACCAGCCCGACAUUGGUUAAGGCAUUCAUUUACAACAAACAGCAAGUCCAAUAUGCUUUUGAAUAAUUUAUGUAACCUUUAAUGUUGUACUAGAGAUGCUAGGGGACAAGCCCAUCCUCACUCAAAUGGAACGGAUGAGGAGGUAUAUGAUGAAGAGAAACAACGAGAAAUGGACUGCAUCCAAAAAGACCCAAGAAGCAAAAUGCAUGUGGCAAGUGCGGGGAAUUGGGACAUAACAAGAGAUCGAAUUCUGUUACUGCACCUACUAUUGUUCCAAAGCGAAUAGGUUGUUGGAGAUGCCGCAGGUCCUUCUAGCCAAACAUGUAGGCAAGGCCAUCGAUCAACUGCUUCUACUUCUACAGCUCCUCCUGCUAAAAGAUGAAGCAGAAUCAUGCACAACAGCAAGAACAGCCACCUAGAGCAAAACUCCCAACUAGGAAGACAGAAUCUUAACUCUAUGUAAACAAGUGUCGUUCAAACUUAUUUUGAUCUUAUGUAACUAUGGUGUAUGACAUUUACCUCGCUAAUUUUGGGCAAGCUAACAUUCUUAACUUAUGUUGUAUCAAGCUUGUAUAUGAGUAACAAUUGGAUUCAUAUUUUAUUUCUCA
Messenger RNA from Spinacia oleracea (spinach), 5004 nucleotides. RefSeq names its product putative pentatricopeptide repeat-containing protein At3g15200. The coding region runs from base 443 to 2044 and encodes 533 amino acids. The transcript is spliced from 3 exons. The record is from RefSeq and is a predicted model, not a curated record. Gene Ontology annotation, molecular function: protein binding. Lineage: Eukaryota; Viridiplantae; Streptophyta; Magnoliopsida; Caryophyllales; Amaranthaceae.